This is a messenger RNA of Dermatophagoides pteronyssinus (European house dust mite), 802 nucleotides long. RefSeq names its product adaptor protein complex 2, sigma subunit (gene AP-2sigma). The record is from RefSeq and is a predicted model, not a curated record. Gene Ontology annotation, molecular function: clathrin-cargo adaptor activity. Gene Ontology annotation, biological process: intracellular protein transport; clathrin-dependent endocytosis. Lineage: Eukaryota; Metazoa; Arthropoda; Arachnida; Sarcoptiformes; Pyroglyphidae. Gene Ontology annotation, cellular component: AP-2 adaptor complex; membrane coat.
UUGUAAUACACCAAAUUCAUGAUCAUCUUUGUUGGCCAAUAAUUCAAAUUGAGCAAAACUUAUCCAAACUUUUACAUGUUCAGAGUCGCACACAAGUAACGUGACGUUAUUUUAUUUGUUUGGGCGUUUGGACAGUUCGGGAAUUGAUUGUUGUAAAUGUCAUUUUGAUUUAUCUAAAUUCAUAAUCGACAAAAUCAUCUACAAAAAUGAUUCGAUUCAUUCUUAUUCAAAAUCGUGCGGGUAAAACACGUCUAGCCAAAUGGUAUAUGAAUUUUGAUGAUGAUGAAAAACAAAAAUUAAUCGAAGAAGUUCAUGCUGUUGUCACUGUUCGUGAUGCUAAACAUACUAAUUUUGUCGAGUUUCGUAAUUUCAAAAUUGUCUAUCGACGUUAUGCUGGAUUAUAUUUUUGUAUAUGUGUUGAUGUGAGCGAUAAUAAUCUUGUCUAUCUAGAAGCAAUACAUAAUUUUGUCGAAGUACUAAAUGAAUAUUUUCAUAAUGUAUGCGAAUUGGAUUUAGUAUUUAAUUUUUAUAAAGUUUAUUCAGUUGUUGAUGAAAUGUUUUUGGCUGGUGAAAUACGUGAAACAAGUCAAACAAAAGUAUUGAAACAAUUAUUGGUUUAUAAUUCGCUCGAAUAAUGAAUAUUCAAGAAUAGGUUUAUCCUGAUCAUUCAAAACAAAAACUUUUGUCUUAUUAUUCGUCUUAUUAUUAGACAUCUUCCAAAAUUUCCAAUUUUUUUCUUUUCAUUUUAAUUUUUAAUUCCAUUAUGUAAUUUAUUAUAUAAUAAAAAUCCAAUAAAUUUACA